AGUGCCUAUUUUUGAUAUAAAGAGCACCGAAUUCUGCGUACAUUGAUGACAUUAACACAACACAUCGAUUGCUAUUCACACUUCCCGAAGCAAAAAAUAUGUGUAACAAAUACUUUCAUCUCCAUUUCGUCGAUGUUAGUUUCACAUCAAUUCUUUAAAUUCAGAUCAUCGAACAGGAAGUCAACUCAUUCCUAAUAUACGCUUCAUUUCAUGAAAUAAACAAAUGUUCAACGGAACGAACAUAUUAUUUGUUUAUUUUUCCAGUCCAGCGUUGUGCUGCAUGCGUACAUUCUAUAUUUAGGACGAACACGAUGCCGCCGGUUCGUUGCAAACACAUACAAUAAACCGUUUCACGAAAAAAAAAUUCCAUGCGAAACACCAAAACACAGAUGUGAUUCAGUUGACCACAGUAUGAAUUCAAUGUGUUGUUUUGGCAAGGAACAAUGGCAGUUCACAGUUUUAACGCUGCUACUGUGUCGAUUGCACGAAAAAUGGAUUUAGCCACUGUGGUUUCUGUUUCCGUAUUCAUUUUUAAUGAAAGAUCAGCAAAACUAGUGAUAAUCGUUUGUUCUUUUUCCACCGUAAGACAGUGAGUGUAUACAAUGGGACGAUUUUGUGUGCUAAAAAAGCAAAGACAUGUUUGCGGCGAAUUUUGUUCAUGUUACCGUUGUGAUACAAAACUAACUGGACAUUUGCAAAGUGGCACUGCUAACAUUUUGACACAACGAAAUUAGCGGAUCAUUUGACAGACUCGGUGACAUCGAUGAGUCGAUGUGAAUUUCAUCAUACGACCGCAACGAAACACAACGAAGCGAAUCGAAUUCAGUCAGACGAGUUGCAUUGCCUGCUGAUCCAAAAUGCCGAAGAGAAAGGGUACACCACUUCGCGGUAACCAGCGGAAAAAGAAGAAAAUAGUCAGCAAAACGGGUAUUGAAGGAGAAAUCGGCAUUCUAGCGAUAAAAAUGACAUUGAAGGCUAUCGUUCGACCACAAUAUUAUCAACAAGUGAAAGAUUGGUUCACCCAAAAGUCGAUUGAAUGCACCAAAAUCUGCGCGUUAGCUUCGCUGCUCUUCCUGUACAAAGUUAAGAGUGCCAACGAAAGUAAUAAUGCGGACUUCUUCAGUGGUGAUGGCAACAAGGAAAUUAAGGAUUGUUUUUAUGCAGUUUUACAAAAAAACAAAGAGAAGGAAGAAAUGGUUCCAGAUUUUCGUGAUUUCGUGGAGAAUAUGGAGGCCGAAAACCGAUUCAGUUGGCCGGGUAAUAGCUUCUUCGGAAACCAGAUGCAAUACCUCUACAAGCAAUACACCACGAAUUUGCGCAACAAUUUGGAGAUGCAUGCCGAAAGACGCCUGUACCAAUAUCUCAUAAUGCGUGCGUGGCAAUUUAACGCUGUUUCAACUGGCCCCACAUUACGCAACGAUGAUAUCAAGCGUGCCGUGCAAUGGACCAUCGAUCGGUAUGAUCCCAUCAAAACAACCGACCGACAUUGGGAAGUAAAGUGGGAGAAGCGCCAAUUGCUUCUCGAUAUGAUUGCGGAAAUUGGCGGGCCAGAAGAUAAUGAUGUCGCAAUAUACACAACAUCGGAAGGAACAUGGUUCAAAUCAAUCAACAUGUGGUUGACUAUGCAAAUGGAGGUGGACAAUUUCCACAUUUGGGCUGAGGAAAAUGGCAUUGAAAUUCCGAAGAUCAAAAAUCUCAAAGUCAUUCCGAUUCAUCAGUUCAUGCGACAGCACGUGAAAAUGGAGACGGACGUUCUCAUUCGAAUGAUGUCCGAAAUGCGAUUCAGAUUACAUGGUCUAAUAAUCAAGUACGAAAUUGUGGAGGACCCCAUGACGCAGUGUUGGGAUGAGAUUUUCGAUAUGCCAAAGAUACAUCGCCUGUUGAAAUCAAACAAACGUUUCCGGCCCUACAUUGCCUCGAAUGGUCAAGCGGUAUCCAUUAUGUACGAAGUACCGAAGAGUCACCUGGAUCGUUUAGUAGACGAUGAAAUCGUGCGGAAACGGUAUCGUGAUGGUGUGUACGUAUACGAGAUUGGGAUUGAUCCCGGCAUGCGUACCUGGAACGCGACAGUCAGACGGAAUAUCAAAACUGGCAAAGAGGUGAGUUGCAUUUUAGUUUCAAUUUGUGUUUGUGUUGUCUCAAAUCGUGUGAUUGAGUGCAUUAUUUCAUUUUUUAUCAUUUUCCCACAGAUCAACUUCACGGUCAGCUCGAAGAGGUACCAUUAUCUGGCCAGGCAGGGUGUUCGGGAUAGGAAGGCAAAGCGAUGGACAAGGCGAUUUGUGGCCGAAGAACAGCAUGACCGUGAACGCUAUCAACGGAUGCCAUCGCCAAAAGGUGAAAAUUGGGGGUCUUACAUCGCACAUCGUUUGACAAUGCUGAAGAAAGGAAUUGAGACGUAUACAACAGAAAAAUACGCCCGUCUGCAAUUUGACAAAUACAUCCAAUCAAACCGUGCAACCGAUAAGAUUGCUAAUUUACUGACAAAUCGCAAACCAUCCAUCAUUCACAUGGGAGCCGUUGAUAUGCCGGCGAAUUCUCCGAUCCGAAUCAAGAAACAUGUUCGUUGUCCAGGCAACCGUAAGUUGGCAAAGAGCUUCAGAAAGAUUCCGAACACCGUCGUGCGACAAGUCAACGAGAACAGAACAUCACAGCUUUGCGGUAGAUGUUUCACCCCGUUCGACAUAGCAACACAACGUGAUCGAAUGAAAGUAUGCGAAUGGUGCCUGCCAGAUAACGAUGAUUGGCCACCAAAUUUGCAGUUACCAACGAAAAUCGUGUCGAAGAAGAGCAAGCGCACGCUGAUAGCGGAUCGACAACGAAUGCGUGAAGCAGUGGAACAGGAUCCAAAUCAAGCUGAACGUUUUGUGUCUAAGGUGAUUUCAUACCAGAAAAACUGGCAACAAAGCGCAGCAAUCGAUGAGGACGCGGACCCUGCCGAGCAAGAGGAUGCAGCAGAGUCACAUGAUCGUCGCAUUUUGAAGACUUGUUGGCAUCGAGACAUCACUGCUGCGAAGCUGAUCUUAUACAAAGGCCACUGUCACCUCUUCGGAAUUCAGCUGCACUUCAUGUUCACAAUUGAACGAAUCAGAUAGAAUAAGAAAUAAGAAAUGUCAAUUAGAAUAGAAUUUUUUCAAACAACAUUUUUGUAAUAGCGUAUUA
Molecule: messenger RNA, 3159 nt
Organism: Sitodiplosis mosellana (orange wheat blossom midge)
Lineage: Eukaryota; Metazoa; Arthropoda; Insecta; Diptera; Cecidomyiidae
Exons: 4
Coding region: 858-3092 (744 amino acids)
Source: RefSeq, a predicted model, not a curated record